This is a messenger RNA of Coturnix japonica (Japanese quail), 1378 nucleotides long. RefSeq names its product transmembrane protein 213 (gene TMEM213). NCBI's taxonomy places the organism in Eukaryota, Metazoa, Chordata, Aves, Galliformes, Phasianidae. The record is from RefSeq and is a predicted model, not a curated record.
UCCUUCCCCACCUUGUUGUGGUAGGGAGGUUCAAAGUGUCCUGGCAGCAGGAAGCUCCUUUGCUCCACCCUCUGCCCUGCAUGCUGGCUGAGUGUAUCCAGGAUUUGCUGAACCAUUGCUGCUAGAAUUGGCAUGCUGAUCCUCGCAGCUGCUCAGCAGAAGCUGGACCUCUGGCAUGAUGCUUUCCUCCCAUAAGCCCUGGACGUCCUUCAUCAUGUUCUUCUUCAUCACUGCGCUCCGAUGCUCCUGUUUGGCAGCAGCUGGAGCCUCCAACAUUUCAACAAGCACCAUGCACACAGACGAGUAUGAACCGCCAUGUCUUAAGGUGGACUUCUGCACUCAAGCAGCCGUGUGCUGUCCAGCUGGUGUGGAUGAUUACGGAUGGAUUGCAGCAGCUGUUGGCUGGAGCCUCUGGUUUCUGACUCUCAUUCUGCUCUGUGUGGAAAAGGUCAUGAAACUCCGGCCUGAUGAACCCAAAUAUUUGGUAGCCUGAAGCAGGGCAAGUCAUUGUGCAGCAGUGAGGCACAGACAGUCUGAUAAAGCAUCUGAAUCACUUCCUGAGAAAUAGAAAAGAAAGCGACGUUGCCCUCAGCUAAAAUAAGUAAGUCCACACAUAAGUGGGGCAUCUGCUGGGGCAUCGUCCUUCCUGGAAUGCCAGAGCUACUGUCCCAAGCUGGCCACCAUGAAGAUCCCAAUGCACACAGACGACAUUUAGUAUCAUAGAAUCAUCAAGGUUGGAAAGAUCACUAAGAUCAUCUAGUCCUACUGUUAGCCCAUCCCCACCAUGCCCACUAACCACAUCCUCACAUUUCUUGUGAGUGCCACAUCCACACAUUUCUUGAACACCUCCAGGGACGGUGACUUUACCACUCUGUCAUUGCCCUGAGCCCAUCCAAGCCCAUCCCGUGGGUACAAUCGGACCCUGGAGGACCUGGUACUAGGCUCCCUGCCCUGAGACAACCCAAAACAGCCUUGGAAUUUGAAAGAGCAGUGGUCUGGUUUCUGAAGGAUCAAUAUCAUGAGAUUCAGUACUAAGCAGUGGGCCACAUAUAUCACUAAAAGAAUGCAACUCAUUGGCUACACUGAGUAACUUCUGUUUACUAAACCAAAGUGUUUACUGACACCAAGAAAAACUUUGUUUUGGAAACCUGAGUGUUGUUUGGGCUGGUUCAAAAUUAGAACUAAUUAUUCCACUGCAACGUAUGUGAACUGCUUUGUGGGAGGUUAACAUGUUGGUUGUAUCUACUCGGCUUGCACCUGUCUAGAUAAUUAAGACACACUAUACCAUUGCGAAUGGGUUUUAAACCAGUAUAUCCAACUCAGGCACAACACUGGUCCUAUUUAUGUAAGAUGAUAAUAAACAACUUUCUUGAUGGAA